This is a messenger RNA of Xyrauchen texanus (razorback sucker), 3571 nucleotides long. Its product is annotated as divergent protein kinase domain 1A-like. Lineage: Eukaryota; Metazoa; Chordata; Actinopteri; Cypriniformes; Catostomidae. The transcript is spliced from 5 exons. Bases 311 to 1639 code for a protein of 442 amino acids. The record is from RefSeq and is a predicted model, not a curated record.
AGGGACCGUCACAUUAUCUGCACUCACUGCCUGGGACCUGACCACGCAGAAGCUGCUUUCACUCGAGGCGGAUGCCCCGAAUGUGACUCUCUGGGCCUCAACGAGCCGCGAACGAGCCUGCUACCACCGUGCUGCCGUCCCCUCUGUUCGAGCCGCGCAAGAAAAAAACCGCCAGAGCGGUCCCCGCGUGCUUCACCACCACCCGAGAACUCCCCGCCGGCAGUCCAAUUCACGCAGACGGACCAGCACCCCUCCAACAGAGCGGUGGGUCUCAUCUCAUUCGACGCGCCGGGGGACGACGGUGAAAAGGAUGACAGCCUUUCCAAUUGGCGCUGCAUCCUACGACUGGCCGGGCUCGGCCUUCGACCCCGUGCCGUCGACAUUAGCGGACACGGGCACCAGCACGGCCCGGUUCUCCUACCUACACAUGAAGUACCUUUUCUUUUCCUGGCUGGCUGUUUUCGUGGGAAGCUGGGUGGUGUAUAUGGAAUACUCAUCUUACACAGAACUCUGCCGAGGACAUGAGUGCAAGAACUUUAUCUGUGAUAAAUUCCAGAAGGGACUAAUUGAUGGCUCCGCCUGCAACAGCUUGUGCGAGAAGGGCACUCUUUACCUGGGGAAGUGUCUCUCUGCCAAACCCAGCAAUCAGGUAUAUUCUGGCAGUUGGGGGGAUAUGGAAGGGAUCAUAAAGUGUCACAUGCAGGAGGUUCCUCAUUAUGACCUGGGUGUAGAAUUAGAGCCCCGGAAAGAGUCUGCCUUCUUUAACAGGCCAACCAAAGGGACAUCUGUGGAGAUGUUCAAAGAGAUGGUCUUCAGCCAUCUAAAGGUAAAAGUAGGAGAUCAAGCCAACCUACAUGAUAUGGUGACCCUUGUGCUUGGAGUCGCUGACAGCAACAAGGAUGGUCAGAUCUCCCUAUCAGAAGCACAUUCAGCUUGGGCUUUACUUCAGCUCAAUGAAUUCCUGCUGUCCAUUGUGCUGCAGGAUCGAGAGCACACUCCCAGACUGUUGGGCUACUGUGGAGACAUGUAUGUGAUUGAGAAGGUGCCUUAUGUACCACUCUAUGGUGCCAGCCUACCAUGGAUAGUAGAGCUGUGGAUUCCAGCCAGUCUGCGACGCAGCAUUGACCAGUGGGUCACCCCCUCUUGGCCGCGCAAAGCAAAGAUAGCCAUUGGCCUGUUUGAGCUUGUUGAGGAUGUCUUCCAUGGAACAUUUGGAAGUUUCCUUAUGUGUGACGUUAAUGCAGCAGGGUUUGGUUACACAGAGCACUAUGAUAUAAAGGUGGUAGACGCAAGAAACAUCAUCCCUGAAGCGGCUUUUCAGGAAGUGAUGCGUGAAAGGCAGUGUGAAGAGGACAGUGACUGUGUGUAUGGCAGGGACUGCCUAACUUCCUGUGACCUUACAAAACACCGCUGCACCACAGAGGUGACACAGCCAAAUCUGGCCAAAGUAUGUAGCACACUGAAGGACUAUCUUCUCUAUGGUGCACCAUCAAACAUACAAGAUGAAUUGGAGAAACAGCUGUAUGCCUGCAUCGCUCUCAAGGGUGCCACUGAACAGAUGGAAAUGGAGCAUUCAUUGAUUAUUAAUAACCUCAGAACUUUGCUUUGGAAGAAGAUAUCCCACACUAAAGACUCCUAAUAUAACACAGAACUAAGUUAUUGCUAUUCUAUACAGAACACAUAGUAUACAAACAAUGGACUGGAACGGUCUGACUGAUAUCAGGUGACUCAUAACCAAGAAUCCUGGAAUCUAAUUAUUCUUUGUUGCAGAAUAUACCAAUACAGACUUUAUGGUCAUAAAGUCAUUGUUGCUUGCAUUACCCAGUCUUGAGUCAAUCCCAAAUUAUUACAGCUUAGGCUGCAGAGAAAUACUGCCUCUGUUAAUGCAUGUUCACCACUGCCAAGAGAAAGUACAAAAUUGCUGUUCUUCUUCUGGAUUGCUGUUUAAGAAAGGAAGAAAAUGAAAUGAUAUGAUUUGCAGGAUUUACAAAAAUGUUCAGACUAAAUUGGGUUUAAAAACACAUUUUGAUAACGAUAAAAUGUAAUAUAGCUGACACUCAAUUUUGUCAUUUUGGUAGCACCUUACAAUGUCUCUAUUUGUUAACUAUAGUAAAUGUGAACUAUGAACAAUGUUUAAAAGCAUUUAUUAAUCUUGAUUAAUGUUCAUUCAUAAAAAUUGUUCAUUGUUAGUUCAGACAAGUACACUAUAUGCCCAAAAGUAUGCGGACACCCCUUUCUAAUUCGGUUACUCUUUACAUUAAAUCCAGUAAAGAAAAAUAUGAAUGUUUCUUUAUGUUAUGGCUUGGCCUUUGUGUGCUUCCAAAUUUGUGGCAACUGUUUGGGGCUAGACCUUUUCAGUUCCAGCAUGACAAUGAACAAAAAUGAACGAAGUGAGGUCCAUAAAGGAAUGGUUUGCUUUGUCUGGCAUGGAAGAAAUUGACACAUGCACAAAGCCCAGAUCCCAUUGACCACUUUUGGGGUGAACUGGAACAGCAACAGUAAGUCAGCCCCCAUUGACCAACAUCAGUUCCUGACCUCACUGAUAGCCUUGUGUCUGAAUGAGAGCAAAUCCCUGCAGCCAUGUUACUACAUACAGUAUAGUGGAAAGCCUUCCCAAAAGAGUGGAAGCUGUUAUUAAGUAAAGGGGGAAAUUGAUGCCUAAGGUUUUGAAAUCAAAUGUUCAUCAAGCACAUAUUGUGUUCACAAAAUUUUGGCCAUAGUGUACAUUAAGCAUUAAUGUUAACAAUUUCUAGAUAAAUAAAAGAUGUAUAUUGAAUUUAACUAAGAUUAUUAACUAAUAUACGUAAAGGUGCUGUAAUAGAUUUUAGUAUUCUAGACUUAUGUAUCUUUCACAUGACUGAGCUGUUGAAUUAGCCACGCCCCCUCAUUACAAAAUCCCACCCACCAAAGAUACUUUUUAGGCCAAAACUGAGCAAAGGAGCAGCAUUGUUUGUUCCUGUGGCUGACAAAUUCAACAGUGGCACAAUAGCACCCUCAAUUGACAAGGGUGCCCUUCAAAUAAGCACGAGCAAAAUGAUUCGACAGGUGAAAAGUGUCAUUUUUGUUUGCUGUUAACAAAGUUUACAACUGUCACAGAGACCAGUGAGAUAUCUCAGGACACUUAUUUAAUUGAUAUCUUUAAGGGAGUAGGAUUUUGUUUUGCAUACUUUUAAAUAUUCUUUAAAUUUACAGCACCUUUAAUGCUCAUCAAAAUUGAUACUGUCAUCAAAGUGCAUUUUGAAUAGCUGUUUUAAGACACCUGAAAAUGCUUGAAGAUCACUGUUGAUGACCUGAGAGCUCUGUCAUAUUCUAUCACACAAGUUCAUGGGUUUUACAUUUUGCCUUUAUUUUAAAAUCUGUAUACGCAUGUACCGUUAUAUAAAUGAAGUAGGAUGAAGGGCCCUUAAGUAAAUUUUACAAUUUAACACUCUGUGCAUCCUUUGUUUCAAUCAGUAGUUUUGAAUUCAGUUGCAGAGCUGAAUCUUGGCAUUUCAAAUUCUAUCAAUGUUAAUGUUUCACCCUAGUCAAAAAGGCAGGUGUUACCUCAAAUAAAAAAAUUCACACGUUGUGA